This is a messenger RNA of Spodoptera litura, 876 nucleotides long. RefSeq lists its product as uncharacterized. The record is from RefSeq and is a predicted model, not a curated record. NCBI's taxonomy places the organism in Eukaryota, Metazoa, Arthropoda, Insecta, Lepidoptera, Noctuidae.
UACUGUGUAUUUUGUAAAUUGAGAUCGUAUAGAUUGGUUUCUGAGGGCGACAUUUCGCAAUAUCAGUGUAUUUAUUUGACCCUUAUUGACUUGAACCUAGGAGUUAAGUAAAUUCGACCUAAAUUUGAUAAUUGUGAUACCUAGAGCAUUCAGUUGAUGCAAAUCUUUGGGACCGAGAGAAAGUGUUUCUGUGUGUAAUAUAAGUUCAACAAAAUAAUUUGAUUUGCUUUGAGGAAAUUCGAGAUAUUAUCAAGAUGAAUAAAGCUCUGAUCUUCCUACUAGUAACAAUAGCAGUUCUGGCGUUAACAGAAGCGAGAUCUUGUGGUUCCCGUUCACGAUGUGACCAAUGUUGUAAAAGCAGAUGUGGCAGAGGUGGCUCCGGUUCUGAUUCAUCAUCAUCCUCUGAUUCCUCAUCAUCAUCGUCAUCAUCCUCUUCCGAAGAAAAUGACAGAGGAUGCGCGUGCUGUGGAUGUUGUGAUGGCGGUAGAAGAAGACAUAAGGGUUCCUCAUCAUCUUCUUCGUCUUCUUCAUCAUCAUCUUCGUCGUCCUCAUCAUCAUCAUCAUCUUCUGAGGAAGAAGAACCACAGUGGACUUACAACUGUAUUUAUGAGGUUCAACCAACUGAUACAGUUUUACGUCGUGUGACAUCUUGCCGUCGUCAACAACCCCCUAGAGCCAAAGAAGUCGAAACAUUUCAAGACCCGAUGUGGUGGACCAAAAAGCUAAAGUUCGUGCAACAGAUAGCAACAGUCGGUCAGACAGUUGUCAGUAGUAUCAAGCAAUAGAAGUUCCAGUGUGUAAUCAAAUUGUUAUGUUAAUGUUAAACUGUGAUUAAAUGUUAUAGCGAAAAUGUGCAAUAAAAAUGUUUGCCUAUUU